AUGUUAAUUUUAAAUCUUUCAUUACAAAAUGUUUCUUUACAACGAGAUUCUAUGAGUAAUUUAUCUGAAGAAACUUUUGCAUCACUUAAAACUUUAGAAGAGAUUCGCAAUGAAGCUGAAAAUUUAUCUAGUUUAAAAAAUGAGUUACAAAAUUCAAUAUCAAAUAUUCAAACACUUUUAAAUAUUCGAACAGAAUAUUUAAAGCUUCAUGAUAAUACUUUUAUAACUAGAA
This is a messenger RNA of Racocetra persica, 232 nucleotides long. The record is from the annotation of a GenBank genome assembly. NCBI's taxonomy places the organism in Eukaryota, Fungi, Glomeromycota, Glomeromycetes, Diversisporales, Gigasporaceae.